Molecule: messenger RNA, 678 nt
Organism: Yarrowia lipolytica CLIB122
Lineage: Eukaryota; Fungi; Ascomycota; Dipodascomycetes; Dipodascales
Source: RefSeq, a predicted model, not a curated record
AUGCUAUCAAAGGCGGGAGUGUGUAUCAAGGGUAGCCCUCCCAAGUCUACCAGGACUGAAGGUGCCACCCUGACCUCCUUCAAAAACUUCAACCCAGAGUCUCAGUGGAACGGAGAAGAUGAUGAUGGCGACCUCACCCAGAUUGAUCCCUUUCUCCAGUCUCAAACCCUCUCUCCCACCCAACCUCCUGGUCCAGCUACUGAGCCUCCAGUUAUGAGCCAGACUUUUGUUGAUCCCCCCAGUUCGUCGCAAGCAUCUCCCCCAUACCAAUUCAAGCACUCUCGGUCUGCGAGGCUAGCACCAUCGUCGUCGCAGUCCUAUCUGCCGGUGAAGCCAACCCCAUUGUCGCAGCCAAGGAGAUUCUCUGAGACUUCUACGUGGAAACGCACCGUUGACGAUAUGCCUUCUUUGGGGGCUUCUCCUGUCAGCUCGCCCCCCAACUCUCCGAAAAGAGCCAAGUCGUGGAAGAAGCACUUUACCCCUGCAGAUACAGACGUUCGGAGCGGGAAUGGGAUGGUCAGCAGAGGAACACAGACCGAGGACCCCGAAUGGCUGACUGACACGCAAGCUAUGGAGAACCACAUUGUGGAUGUGGUCCAAAAUCCUUUGUUCGACGCAUAUGUUGCACGCAUCAAGGAGUUGAUGAAAGGCGACCAAUUCGAGAAGGACGGAUUCUGA